AACCCACGCCUGUCCGGACUGCCCAAAGAUGUUUGGGUCCCCAGCGCUCCUAAAAGUGCACAGUAAAUCUCACGAGCGGCUGCAGAAAGGCGCUUCGUUCCACUGCAGUUUUUGCGGGAAGGCUUUCUUCGACAAAUUCAAUUUGCAGAUUCACGAAAGGACUCACACCAACGAGCGACCUUUUAUAUGCGAGAUUUGCAACGCAUCGUUCGGUUGCAACUCGAAUCUCAGUCGGCAUAUGAAAGUGUCGCACAGUUCUACUAAGCCCUACGAGUGUUCCACUUGCCACCGCUCCUUCACAUCCGAAGGCAUCCGCGACCGCCACGAGUUACGGAUGCACGGGGACCCGGAGGACUUCAAGUACGCGUGCAAGCAGUGCCCUAGCAGAUACAUGAAGCUCAACGAACUUAAGAAACACACAUACAAAUGUCACCCAAAGUCGAGAAGUAAGAAAAUGGCCGAGGACGACGAUGAAGAAGACGAAGCUAAGUGAUUCUGUGCUGAUAGGUUUGUUUUACAACUUAAUAAAGGCUCCCCAACCCGUGGGGAGUGUAGGCCAAGCACAUGGUGGACAGACGACCUCGUAAAGGUAGUAGGUAGAUGCAGG
Molecule: messenger RNA, 607 nt
Organism: Ostrinia nubilalis (European corn borer)
Lineage: Eukaryota; Metazoa; Arthropoda; Insecta; Lepidoptera; Crambidae
Product: zinc finger protein 2-like
Exons: 4
Coding region: 29-493 (154 amino acids)
Biological process (GO): regulation of transcription by RNA polymerase II
Cellular component (GO): nucleoplasm
Molecular function (GO): DNA-binding transcription repressor activity, RNA polymerase II-specific; RNA polymerase II cis-regulatory region sequence-specific DNA binding
Source: RefSeq, a predicted model, not a curated record